Messenger RNA from Cuscuta campestris, 1062 nucleotides. The record is from the annotation of a GenBank genome assembly. NCBI's taxonomy places the organism in Eukaryota, Viridiplantae, Streptophyta, Magnoliopsida, Solanales, Convolvulaceae.
CGGAUAAUUUUGGAUUUAGACCUGGCCUGACUCUGGAACGCAGAAUUCCAAAUUUGUUAAGACCGGAGACUGGACCUGAAUCUUUUGGACCGGUCCAGACCAGUCUGUUCCAAUCCGGUUCAGAUUUAAAUUUUGGUUUGGACGUGUUAAUGCACAACCCUAACGACAUAUCUCACUUGAUAUAUGGAGGUGUCGUGUGGAACUGAGAAAAAAUAAAGAAAAGAUUUGAAAGAGAAAAAAGUGGGUGCCUACCUUUGUGGUGUUGGUGUGACCAUUGGAGAAAGAAAAAUGGGUAUAGUUGGCUACCUUCUUUUACUUCAUCAUUGGCAUGAGGGUCCAAGAAGAGAGAGGAGAGAGAGAGGGGUGCUGAUAAGUCGAUUUUUGCAAAAAUACCAAAAUGCAAUUCAAGUUUGGAAAGAAGAUAUUAAUUUUGGGCCGAAGCCCAAACCCAUCAACAAAAAAGAAUUAGCCCAGCAUUAUCUCCUCCUCCCUCUUUAGCUUCACGCAAAGAAGAAAAAGAGAACGCGGCGGCUCUCCUCCUCGUCAAGACGCCAACGGAUCGAAGUAAACGCCAUCUUGCAACGUCUCUCCACAAAUCUCGCUCAUGGGCUCUAACGGUAAAAAUUUGAAGGCCCUUUGCUCCUCAUCUCCUAUAAAUUGAAGACGAAUUGCAACAAGACAAGGGGGGAAACAGAGGGGAGAAAAAGACGACAAACCGGCGACGGAAUCAGUUCCGGCGAGCGGUCGGCAGUAGCUCCGGGCAGAGGAUUGGACUGGAACAUCUUGGACAAUUGUUGAGCUCAAGAGAAUGUGAAACUGCAGUAUUACACCCUAAGCACCAAUAAUAAUAACAAUGAAGGUGCUGAUUAUCCAUUGUUAUAAAUUAAUAACCAGCUUAAAUUCACGAUGUGUGUGUUUCAACUAUAUAUAUAAAAAGAAAAGAAAAGAAAAUUUCCAAGAUGCAGAUUGAGGAAAUAAACACUUCAUAUUCUAUCUCAUUUAUAGGCAUAUAUAAUUAAUUAAUGUACAAACUCAAGAUUUGAACAAAGAAUAUUCUCGUAU